Molecule: messenger RNA, 2318 nt
Organism: Nymphalis io (European peacock)
Lineage: Eukaryota; Metazoa; Arthropoda; Insecta; Lepidoptera; Nymphalidae
Product: zinc finger protein 260-like
Exons: 5
Coding region: 82-1806 (574 amino acids)
Biological process (GO): regulation of transcription by RNA polymerase II
Cellular component (GO): nucleus
Molecular function (GO): DNA-binding transcription factor activity; RNA polymerase II cis-regulatory region sequence-specific DNA binding; zinc ion binding
Source: RefSeq, a predicted model, not a curated record
CUGUCAAAUGAGAUUAUCAAAUGCCACUAUAAUAAUCGAAUAUAUUUGUAGCUUUUUUCCAAUUUGAAAUAAUAAUUAACUAUGGGCAAAAGUAAAAGGGGUGAUUAUUUAUAUAGAUGUAAAUGUUGCUUGGAAGAAGUCGGCUUGAAGAAUCUGUGGACGGACUAUUAUAAAGAUGGUGAAUGCGAAAUAUACGGUGAAAUGUUGACGGAGUGUUUUGCGCUUACAUGGGAACCACCACCAGAAGAUGCGGAGAUGGAAUACAUAUGUGACACCUGUGUGUCUCGUCUCCGAGAUGCAGUUACCUUUAAAAAAGAGAUAUUAUACACGGAGCAUUUAAUUUUGGAACAAAUGAAGAACACAGCCAACGAUCACAUCAAGCAAGAGGAAGAGUCAGAAGAUGAAAUAAAAACGGAAUAUUUAAGUAUAGAAUAUUUAGAAGACGAUAUUGAUAGAGAUAAGACAGACAUCAAAAUCGAGAGUCCUCAAAGGAAACAGGAGGAGGAAGUAUUGAUGAUUAAGAGCAGAAGCAAGACAUACACAGAUGAAGAUUUGGAGAAGUGUCUACAAGCUGUCAUGAGUAAAGCAUUAUCACAAAAUAAGGCGUCGAUACUUUAUAACGUACCAAGGAAGGCCAUCAGCUCAGCCAUCGCUAAACAACGCAACGCCGUCAACAAAACAGUUAAAUCGAAAAAACACAAUACAAAUACGAAUGAAGACAACGUCGAAACGACAGAAUUUCAAACGAAAAUGUUUCCAGAAUUCGAAAACUUUGGCAACGAUAUCAGCGAAAUAUUUGAUUGUUCGAACGCAACGCCGAUACGCUGUAGAGGCGGUAUUGGCUACAAGUGCUGUUUCUGUAACGGGGAAUUCCCUGAUACAGCUGACCUUAAGAAACACACCAUGGAAAAGCACGAUAGCAAAACCAAGAGCGGUCUUAUCAAAGGAAAAUAUGCGUCAUCUUAUCUAGUAAAGUUAGAUAUAACUAAGCUCCUAUGUACGCUUUGUGAACAAGAUAUGAACACGAUUGACGAUCUUAUCGACCACCUGAUAACAGUCCACGGGAAAACUAUACACAGGAAUAUAAAAAAUUACAUCCUACCAUUUAAAUUUCAAGGGGAUGAACUAAGGUGUAUCGUAUGUUACAGCUUGUUCAAUAAAUUCAAAGUUCUCCAAGAGCAUAUGAGUACACAUUACAGGAAUUACGUAUGCAAUGAUUGUGACGCUGGUUUCGUUACGAGGACGAUACUAUUGAAUCAUAUAAAAUGUCACCAGACUGGUUUAUUCAAAUGCGACUAUUGCACGAAAACAUACAAUACGAUGAGAAAGAAGAGAGCGCAUGAGCGUUUAGUUCACAUUCAUGGGAGCAAGUUGAACAAAUGUGGUUACUGUAACGAGAAAUUUGAUAGAUAUCAGAAGAGAGAGGAACAUUUGGUGAAGGUACACGGCGUCCAGUCGGUGAACUUCAAGUGUCAGGCGUGCGAUAAAAUGUUCGUGUCGCAGCGUGCAUUGCGCGAUCAUACGAAACGCGACCACUUGAUGGAGAGGCAGCACACUUGUUCGGUUUGCGAUAUGAAAUUCUUCAGGCAGAGCGAAGUUACCAAACACAUGGUGAAACACACGGGUGUUAGGAAGUUUCAGUGUGAGGUUUGUUUGAAAUCGUACGGGCGACGGAACACGCUACGCGAACAUAUGCGUAUACAUACUAAUGAUAGACGGUUUAAGUGCGAACACUGCGGUCAGGCGUUCGUGCAAAAGUGCAGCUGGCGGGGACACAUGCGUGCGAAACAUGGGGAGCGCAUGUAAUAUGAAAGACAAUAGGAUAAAGCCAUUUAAGUACUUAAAUAAAUGGUCGAUAAACCAACAAACACGAUUAUUAAGUGUUUUUUUUCACGGCAGAUAUUUUCAAGGCAAUUUUUGAUGCAUUUUAAAGUAGAAUUAAAUUAUUUUUACUCUAUUAAACGAACCCAAAAUUAUAAAUAUAAACAGUGAUUUAUCGCACGUCCGCAACAGUUAUCUUUACAAUAAUCAAGAAGUGAAUAUCCGCUAGGAAGCUCGUAAACAAUUAAAUAUUAGAUAGACCGUUUGGCGUGGUUGGUAGAUACUCGCCUUGCACUUCGAAGGUGGGUUCGAUUCCCAUUCAGGACAGACAUUUGUGUGCAUGAACAUGUCUGUUUGUCCUGAGUCUGAGUAUCAUUAUCUAAAUAAGUAUGUAUUUACAAAAGAAAAGUAGUAUAUGUAAUAUAUCAGUUGUCUGGUUACCAUAGUACAAGCUCUGUACAAGGUUAAUUUGAGAUCAGAUGGCCGUGCGUGAAUAA